This is a messenger RNA of Callorhinus ursinus (northern fur seal), 246 nucleotides long. Its product is annotated as small ribosomal subunit protein eS26-like. The record is from RefSeq and is a predicted model, not a curated record. Gene Ontology annotation, biological process: translation. Gene Ontology annotation, molecular function: structural constituent of ribosome; mRNA binding. NCBI's taxonomy places the organism in Eukaryota, Metazoa, Chordata, Mammalia, Carnivora, Otariidae. Gene Ontology annotation, cellular component: ribosome; cytosolic small ribosomal subunit.
AUGGGGCCUAUUCACUGUACCAACCAUGCCUGUUGCAUGCCCAUUAAUCUUAAUGCCCACAAGGCCAUUAAGAAGUUCAUUAUUCAGACCACAGUAGAGGCCACCACCUUCAGGGACAUUUCUGAAGUGACUGUCUUCAAUGCCUAUGUGCUUCCCAAGCUGUAUGUGAAACUAUAUUAUUGCGUGAGUUGUGCCACUCACAGCAAGGUAGUAAGGUAUUGCUCCUGUGAAGCACAGAAGGACUGA